Messenger RNA from Lichtheimia ornata, 1248 nucleotides. RefSeq lists its product as uncharacterized. The transcript is spliced from 10 exons. The record is from RefSeq and is a predicted model, not a curated record. The coding region runs from base 1 to 1248 and encodes 415 amino acids. Lineage: Eukaryota; Fungi; Mucoromycota; Mucoromycetes; Mucorales; Lichtheimiaceae.
AUGCUAGCGCCAUUACUAGCCAGCAGUACGUGGAACGAAUAUGUUAUCAAGCGCAAUCUGAUAGCCAUGGUGGCCGUGUUCUUUGCGGUGCGUGUGAUCACAUCGUCGAAUAUUCCCAUCCUCAGUGCACUGUUGUCUUCAAGGCUGGCGACUGUUUUAGAAGCUAUCGUAUUGCUUGUUUUUCUCUUCAACAUCGCCUCCCAUGUCACAUCGACCCAGUCCAGCCAAUCGAUCUUACAAAAGUUCUCCCUCUACAACUAUCUCUUCAACACUGGUCCUGUUACGCGAGGUCUUUGUAUGCUCAUUGAGCAAGUUUAUUGCUUUGCAAAGAACCAAUACAUCCAAGCUACAACAAAGAAAAUGACUCCAGCUCCAAAGGCAUCCUCGACACCACAACCACCUGCCAACAACAAUCAACCUGCAAGUGCACCAUCAGCCAUUCCAUCCACCAAUCCUCAGGCACGACCACAACCAUGGAAGGGACCUAUCAAUGAUUCUCCUGCGAUUCCGGAAAUCACCAAGGCAACCUCACCUUAUGAUCCAAAGACGUUUGCCUGGAUGCCAGCAGAAAGAUCAGGUGAUCCAUCGUUCAACAUUUCAUUGCCCAAACUUGAAUACACUCCUUCGCAUGUGACACGCAAAAAGAAGACCACUCGCACCAACAAGUACUUGUGGCGUCUUUGCCCACAGCCAAAUAUCAUUGAACGUUUCAGAUCGGAACAGUAUGACGAUUUCCAAGAAAAUUGGCACCGGUUCGAAGAUCGUUCAUCCAAGGUUUAUUAUGAUCGCUUACGUCAGUGGAUAUCCUCAAAUAUUUUUACGCCUGCUGUACGCACUGUGGAAGCUGUGGAGAAGCAACUACCCAAACAAGGCACCAGCUUUGUUGAUUGCCCUCUCAACAUCCUCGCCCUGCUCAUCACCGAUCCAUCUUAUGUGGACGACAAUGCCCUUUCUGUAGCAUUGGUCCAAAAGCUGCUCAACUUGCCUGGAUAUGAAAAUAACCGUGCCCGAAAAUAUGUCAUUGAACGCAUGCAAGAAUUGGGCAAGCAAUCACGAUUCCGUUUGAUCACCAAAGAAUCUGAUUUGCCAUCCGACUCUGAGAUUGUGUUCCACGUUUUCAAAACCUAUUUGACCCAUACCAUGCCCAAUGUUGUUCCUCCCCUCUUGCCGGUACAAGGCGAGAUCUUGAAAUUCUUGUUGAUUUAUUUCUACAUCACCGAAGAUAUAUCGAAAGAGAUCUUCUACUAA